AACCCAAGCUCUGACGGUUGGAAAUGUCUUCCCUACCAGACGAACUAUGGAGGCGAAUUUUCGAAAUCGGUAUCGGAAUCAGCGGUUUCAGCUACAAGGAUCUCUGCUGCAUCUCCAUCUCAUGCCGCCGCUUUAACCGCCUCUCAUGCGAAGACCCUCUUUGGAGCCACCUUCUCUCCACCGACUUUCCCCUAACUCACACUUCUUCUCCCAUCGCUUCUUCUUCUUCUUCUUCUUCUAAAACCCUAUAUAAACUGAGGUUCGAGAGAGACAAGAAGAGAAGAGUGGCGGCUCAUUGGAGGGCUCUACUGAGAAAGGAGAGCCAGAUAUACGAACAUUCUAGAAGGAUCCGAGAAAUUGAUACGCGGAUCGCUCAAGAGACCACCAAAAUGGAAGAAACUGCUGCAGAGUUGUACAAUUUGCGUAGAGUCAGACAAGCCUCUGUAGCUUUGAAUGUGUGGCAACUGGAGGUUGUCCGGGGUAGGCAAAGUCAGAUGUUGCAGCAAUGUGUUGUGCCUGCUGAAUCUCGGAUACAGGCACUUGAGAUGGACCUUACUCUUUGUUCGCAACAGAUUAAGUGGUUGAAGAAUUCUUAUGAAUAUGAACGGUGCAGGCUUAAGACUGCAAAGGAAAAGUUAGUAUCUAUGAAGUAUAAUCCUGUACAGGAGCAUAAGCCUGCGAGUGGAGGGAAGGAGCACAUUUUCCAUGCUGAGGGAGUUGGUACUCCCUUUCCCAAAAGGAAAAAAGAGAGGAUAUGAAAGAAAAUAAUCACAGAAUUAGGGAAAAUGUAAAUGUAUUACUUUUUUCCAUAUUUAGUAAAAGAUGUAGCUUCUCGGAGGGGAGAAUGAACUCAACAUCAAGUGGAAGAACUGGUUUAUGACGUUCUUUUGAUCCAGGUGACUGACCCUAUCUAGUGGGGAAAAAGGCUUUAGUUGUUUUUUUCUCUUUUCUUUAUUGAUGAUAGUAUGUUACUGGUUGGCAACAAAAUUUGAUUUCUUCUUUUGUGUGCAUUUUAUAUUGGAACAUGGAAGCACUGGAAUUAUUUGUCUUUUAUAUCUGCAAUUAUAAUUAGAUGAUGAGUAAAAUUAACUGGGAAGUUGUUCCUGCCGUGAUAACUGGCUGCGCAAAUCCUCUGAUCAUCGCAUUUGGUGGAUAAUGUGUAACAGCAAUGCGGAUUGAAAACCUGAGG
This is a messenger RNA of Gastrolobium bilobum, 1189 nucleotides long. RefSeq names its product F-box protein SKIP24. The record is from RefSeq and is a predicted model, not a curated record. Lineage: Eukaryota; Viridiplantae; Streptophyta; Magnoliopsida; Fabales; Fabaceae. The transcript is spliced from 4 exons. Gene Ontology annotation, molecular function: protein binding. The coding region runs from base 24 to 758 and encodes 244 amino acids.